AUGAGUAAUAUUCGUCAAAGGGCUUCUGGUAUUACUGGACAAGAUCAUAACGAUCAAGAAGAAUUCGAUUCCGCUAAAUCAAAUACAUCACCAGCUGAGGAUAUUAUAGAUGAACGUAUGGCGAGGGAAAAAAGAUUUUACUACCUUGACACUACCGUUCCCCUCUAUCAAGCUGCCCUAAAAGGAGAUUGGAAAACUGCUAAGGCUCUAUUUGAGAAAUAUCCAGAUGUCUUUAGUCGUCCCAUAACAGAAGGGAAUGACACAGCUCUUCACAUCGCAGUUGUAGCAGAACGGGAAGUUUUUGUAAAAGAAGAGGUCAAAUGUAUGGUUCCUAAAGAAAUAGCAUUAUCAAAUAACGUUGGAAACACGGCCCUUCACUUUGCUGCUGGAUCAGGAAUCGUGUCGAUUGCCAAGGAGAUGGUGGAAAAGACCAAGGGACUGCCAUUAAUCCGUGGUGCCGAUGAAAAGAUACCACUUUACGUGGCAGCUUUAAACGGACGUAGAAAGAUGGUGAUGUAUCUAUACCCUCGGACUUCUUUUGAAGAAUUGGAACCUAUCGAACGCAUUGAUAUCCUUAUUGCCACUAUUAUGAAUGAUAUGAAUGAUAUAGCAUUGGAUAUUCUGAAAAAUUAUCGAAGUUUAGCAACUAUGGAGAAUAGCUAUGAGAGGAUAGCAUUGCAAGAGUUGGCUAGAAAACCUUUUGCAAUUGGCAGCAGAAGUCCUUCUGAAAAAUGCGCUAUCAAGGGUAUCAUUGCACAAUAUCUUGACCCAAAUGAGAACAACAUGCUCCAUUUAAUUGGACGAUUGGCUCCUUCCGAUCAACUAAAUAUCAUAUCAGGAGCAGCUCUUCAAAUGCGACGCGAGUUAUUGUGGUUUAAGGAGAUAGAAAAGAUUGUACCGCUUUCAUACAAGAAGAUGAAGAAUAUAGAUCAAGGCGGUACAGCUGCAUAUACACCUUGGGAAUUAUUCAUCAAGGAACACAAACAGUUGAAAGAACAAGGUGAAAAGUGGAUGAAAGACACAGCAAAUUAUUGCAUGCUUGUGGCAACACUGAUUGCCACAGUGGUCUUUGCUGCAGCAUUUACUGUACCAGGUGGUAACAAUCAAGAAAUAGGAACACCAAUUUUUUUGAAAAGUAAUUGGUUUAUGGUUUUCUUCAUAUCAGAUGCAAUGGCAUUGCUCUCAUCUUCGACUUCGAUACUGAUAUUUUUGUCAAUUCUCACUUCGCGUUAUGCGGAAGGGGAUUUCCUCACGUCAUUGCCUGCAAGGUUGUUUUUUGGACUUACAACACUCUUCAUCUCUAUAGCAAGUAUGGUAGUAGCUUUUAGUGCAACUUGCUUUUUGGUUUAUUACAGCGAAGUGGCAUGGGUUCCAAUUGUUAUAAUAACUUCCGCUGGUGUCCCAGUUACUUUAUUUGUUGGGCUACAUUUUCAACUUUGGGCUGAUAUUAUCCGCUCAACAUACUGGUCUAGGUUCCUUUUUCGGCCACAUAAACAUAGGCUUUUUUAG
Molecule: messenger RNA, 1509 nt
Organism: Corylus avellana
Lineage: Eukaryota; Viridiplantae; Streptophyta; Magnoliopsida; Fagales; Betulaceae
Source: RefSeq, a predicted model, not a curated record